UAUUUUCACCAAUCUCUUUAUUAGUUUCAACAAUUUAUUUAAUAAUAUUUCUUUCUCUCACUUUCUUUUCUAAACAAGAACAAAAUAAUAGGGGAAUAAUUUUCACCGCACAACACGUGUAACAACCACAAUCUUCACCUUCCUCUCUCGUUCAUCCAUUCCUUCCAAAAUCGUGGAACGCAGAAUCAAAGGAAACUCCGAUUUUUAUUCUCCACAUUUCUCACAUUCAACAAUUUUACACUUUUGCAUCGAUCUAUGAUUAUACACUUCUCAAACAAAAAUUCCAAUUCCACAUUCUAAUUCAUCACCACCGUAAUGGCGAGGAAAACAUAUUCGUCAUCCACAUUGCGUUACGUUCAACCUCGUUAUUACCUAAAAAGACCUAAACGAUUCGCACUCAUCAUUCUCCUUAUCGUCUCUCUUGUAUGGUUUGUUUAUGAUCGUCAAUUGCUCAACAGAGAACACCAGGAGGAUAUUUUGAGAUUAAAGCAAGAGGUUACACACUUGCAAAAAACACUGGAAGAUAUAAAGGGUAAUAUGAAUGACUCAGGAGGAGGAGAAAGUGUUCAAAAUGAUGAGAGUAUACAGAAUGAUGAGAGUAUACAAAAUGAUGAAAGUAUCAGUAAAUUCAACAAGGGUGUUUCGGUUGAGGUUGAUGAUAAUGAUGAUGAUGAUCCUAUUAGUUUGCAACGAAGAGAGAAAGUUAAAGAAGCUAUGCUUCAUGCAUGGUCGUCUUAUGAAAAGUUUGCGUGGGGAAAGGAUGAACUUAAGCCACAAUCAAUGAAUGGUGUUGAUAGUUUUGGCGGUCUAGGGGCAACUUUAGUAGAUUCUCUUGACACAUUAUUUAUAAUGGGCCUUGAUACCCAAUUCAAAAGAGCUAGAGAGUGGAUUGCAAAAUCAUUGUAUUUCAACAAGAAUAUUGAAGUUAGUGUGUUUGAGACAACCAUAAGAGUUUUGGGUGGGCUUCUAAGUGCUUACGAUCUCUCUGGCGAUGAAGUCUUCCUAGAAAAGGCUAGAGAUAUUGCAGACAAGCUGCUGCCUGCUUGGAAUACACCUUCAGGAAUCCCUUAUAACAGAAUUAACUUGGCCUAUGGCAAUACAAAUAACCCUAGGUGGACGCGGGGAAACAGUAUUCUUGCAGAUUCUGGUUCAGAGCAGCUUGAAUUUAUUGCUCUCUCUCAAAGGACAAACGAUCCCAAGUACCAGGAAACGGCUGAGAAGGUCAUCAAAGAGCUUCGUAGAAGUUUUCCUGAGGAUGGGUUGCUUCCCAUAUAUCUUAAUCCAUUAACUGGAACUAAAUCAUCUGGAGCAAUUACAUUUGGUGCUAUGGGUGAUAGCUUCUACGAGUAUCUGCUCAAGGCAUGGAUACAAGGAAACAAGACUGAAACGGUACAGUUUUACAGGGAAAUGUGGGAGAGAUCAAUGAAAGGUCUGCAAAGCUUGAUUAAGAAGUCAACACCGUCAUCUUUUGUGUAUAUAUCUGAAAAGCUUGGAAAUGCACUCUUGGACAAGAUGGAUGAAUUAGCAUGUUUUGUUCCUGGAAUGCUGGCUUUGGGAUCUUCUGGCUACGGCCCUGGAGAAGGCGGAAAAAUUAUGUCUCUGGCAGAGGAGCUUGCAUGGACCUGCUACAAUUUUUACGAGUCUACGCCAACUAAAUUAGCUGGGGAGAACUAUUACUUUCGCAGUGGAGAGGAUAUGAAUGUUGGUACCUCAUGGAAUAUCCAAAGACCUGAAACAAUUGAGUCGCUGUUCUACCUCUGGCGUUUCACUAAAAACAAAACAUACCAAGAAUGGGGUUGGAAUAUUUUCCAAGCAUUUGAAAACAACUCUCGCACUGAGGCAGGAUAUGUUGGACUCAAAGAUGUGACUACAGGUGACAAAGAUAAUAUGAUGCAGAGCUUCUUCCUUGCAGAAACCCUCAAGUACCUCUAUCUUUUGUUUUCACCUCCUUCAGUUAUCUCUCUCGACGAAUGGGUGUUCAACACCGAGGCACACCCUAUACGAAUUGUGACUAGAAAUGCUCAUCAAGAAGAACAGAAUACGGACCAACAGGAAAAAAUUCCUCAUCACUUGCAUGGCAGGAAAGAAGGUCGAAUUGAUUACAAGUAGUUACGGGUUGUUGCUCUAUGAUUGUAAUAAGCAAACCCCGGAGAGGGGCAACUUAUUCUGCUCUAUCAACAUACAGUUGGUUUGUCUGUCACCUCCAAUCCGAAGUUUUGCUGUAAAGAAUGCUUAGAAGAUUUUUACUUUGCUGUAGUAGUAGGAUUACUAGGAUAAAUGUAGGUGUAAAUGCCUAUGUAGAUACUGAAACCUCUCUACUUAUUAUUUUGAUUGUUUUUGGCAUAUGUAAAUUCUUGUAUAUCAAUUCACUGACCAUCAGUUUUGAAACUUUUUUAUUCUCUGGUUCUUCCAGAUCAAA
Molecule: messenger RNA, 2419 nt
Organism: Vicia villosa (hairy vetch)
Lineage: Eukaryota; Viridiplantae; Streptophyta; Magnoliopsida; Fabales; Fabaceae
Product: mannosyl-oligosaccharide 1,2-alpha-mannosidase MNS1-like
Exons: 15
Coding region: 316-2109 (597 amino acids)
Biological process (GO): carbohydrate metabolic process; N-glycan processing
Cellular component (GO): Golgi membrane; endoplasmic reticulum
Molecular function (GO): mannosyl-oligosaccharide 1,2-alpha-mannosidase activity; calcium ion binding
Source: RefSeq, a predicted model, not a curated record